AUGUAUGGUGAUAGGAUUCCAUAUCGUGUAGGUUUUAGUGAUGCUACUCAGGAAACAACAACGCACAGCCUGAAACCAUAUGCCUUAACCAUCCCAGUCCGCAGUGGCGCAGAUGGAAGCUACGUUUCCAACUUCGUUUCCGUCACGCGCUCCAGGAGACUAACAAGGGACGUUUUGCCAAGUCCACCCGAGGAACUCUACUUUAACGUAUCCGCUUUCGGGAGAGAAUUUCACCUCCGACUGAGGUCUAACACGCGUCUAAUAGCUCCUGGCGCUGUGGUGGAGUGGUACGAAGAUUCUCCCUCCAUCUACAACGCAACGGAAGAGGUUCACCAGGACCAAGGCAAGGGGGUCACGGAGAGACUAUGGAAGAAGGAAUCCCUACGGACCAACUGUGCUUACGUCGGGGAUCUGGUGGAUAUCGCGGGAGCUUCCGUCGCCGUGAGCAACUGUGAUGGCCUGGCUGGCAUGAUCAAAGUUGGUGAAGAGGAAUUUUUCAUUGAGCCCCUGGAGAAAGGCCGACAAAUGGAGGAGGAGAAAGGACGGCUUCACAGGGUUUAUAGGAGGUCAGCAAUUGCCCAGAAUUCAUCCGAUAUUCUCCCUGAUUUCCAAAGUAAAGAAUCUGAUCUACUCGGCCUGGAGUCCACUUAUGCAAGAAUAGAGCAGGAUCUGAAUGAAACACUGAGGCGACGCAGACACACCGGAGAAAAUGACUACAAUAUUGAGGUUCUCCUUGGGGUAGAUGACUCGGUGGUCCGAUUCCAUGGCAAAGAACACGUGCAGAACUAUCUUCUCACCCUUAUGAAUAUUGUGAAUGAAAUUUAUCACGAUGAAUCCCUGGGCAUCCACAUAAACGUCGUGCUGGUUCGUAUGAUGAUGUUAGGUUAUGCCAAGUCCGUCAGUCUAAUUGAACGAGGAAACCCCUCCAGGAGCCUGGAGAACGUGUGUCGUUGGGCAUAUCAGCAACAAAAAACAGACCCCGGUCACUCAGAACAUCACGAUCACGCCAUCUUUCUAACCAGGCAAGAUUUUGGACCAGCUGGAAUGCAAGGCUACGCUCCAGUCACAGGCAUGUGUCAUCCGGUGAGGAGCUGCACUCUAAAUCACGAAGAUGGGUUUUCUUCAGCUUUUGUGGUGGCCCACGAAACUGGCCACGUACUAGGGAUGGAGCACGAUGGACAAGGGAACCGAUGUGGAGAUGAGACAGCGAUGGGAAGCGUCAUGGCGCCAUUGGUGCAAGCAGCUUUCCACCGAUACCACUGGUCCCGUUGCAGUGGCCAAGAACUCAAAAGAUACAUACAUUCUUACGAUUGUCUCCUCGACGACCCUUUUGAACAUAAUUGGCCGAAACUUCCUGAACUGCCAGGGGUAAAUUAUUCCAUGGACGAGCAAUGUCGCUUUGAUUUUGGAGUGGGCUACAAAAUGUGCACGGCGUUUCGAACAUUUGACCCGUGUAAACAGUUGUGGUGCAGUCAUCCCGACAACCCUUAUUUCUGCAAGACUAAGAAGGGCCCGCCGCUUGACGGGACAGAAUGUGCCCCUAGUAAAUGGUGCUAUAAAGGUCACUGCAUGUGGAAGAAUACAAACCAGUUGAAACAAGAUGGCAGCUGGGGAGCUUGGACAAAAUUUGGCUCCUGCUCCAGGACCUGUGGAACCGGCGUUCGCUUCAGAACACGACAGUGCAACAAUCCCUUGCCUCUUAAUGGGGGUCAAGACUGCACGGGUAUCAACUUUGAAUAUCAGCUGUGCAACCUGGACGAAUGUCCAAAACUUCAUGAAGAUUUCCGAGCCCAGCAGUGUCAGCAACGCAACUCCCACUUUGAGUAUCAAAACAGCAAACAUCAUUGGCUUCCAUAUGAGCAUCCAGAUGCCACCAAGAGAUGUCAACUUUACUGCCAGUCCAAAGAGACCGGUGACAUUGCUUAUAUGAAACAGCUGACCCACGAUGGGACUCGCUGUUCUUACAAGGACCCCUUCAGUAUAUGCGUCCGUGGAGAAUGUGUGAAAGUUGGUUGCGACAAAGAGAUUGGGUCCAACAAAGCUGAAGACAAGUGUGGAGUGUGUGGAGGAGACAACUCACAUUGCCGGACAGUGAAAGGGACCUUCACUAGAAUCCCUAAGAAAUCUGGGAAGACAAGAGGUGCAUUUACUUUUCCCAAAGGAGCUCGUGACGUUUCUGUUUCUGAAACCAAAAUAUCAAAAAAUAUCCUGGCCAUUAAGAACCAGGCAACUGGCCACUAUAUCUUGAACGGCAAAGGAGAGAGAUCCCACUCUCGUUCCUUCAUCGACUUUGGCUUAGAAUGGGAAUACCGUAUAGAAGACGGUAUAGAAACCCUUCAGACAGAUGGACCUCUCCAUGAUGCCAUUCUUAUUCUGGUAAUUCCUCAGGAUAACCACACCCAAUCCAGCCUGAUUUACCGAUACAUCAUUCAUGAAGAUUCGGUGCCCAAUGUCAGCAGUAACAAUGUCCUUCAAGAGGAACUGGACACCUUUGAGUGGGCUUUGAAGAGUUGGUCCCAGUGCUCCAAGCUCUGUGGAGGAGGCUUCCAAUUCACCAAGUACGGGUGCCGCAGGAAAAGUGAUAACAAAAUGGUGCAGCGCGGCUUCUGUGACGCCAGUAAAAAGCCUAAACCGAUUCGUAGGAUGUGCAAUCUUCAGGAAUGUACUCAGCCGUUCUGGGUAGCAGAAGAAUGGGAGCACUGCACCAAAACCUGUGGGACCUCUGGCUAUCAAAUCCGAAGUGUACGUUGCGUUCAGCUGCUUCACGAUGGUGGAAAUCGCUCCGUUCAUUUUAAGUACUGCGGUGGAGAACGUCCUGAGAGUCGCAGGGCUUGUAACAGAACACCGUGUCCUGCUCAGUGGAAAACAGGGCCGUGGAGUUCAUGCUCGGUCACCUGUGGUGAAGGGACAGAAUCCAGGCAGGUGUCGUGCCGCACUGGUGAUCAAUGUGAUGGAGAAAAGCCAGAAUCCAUGAGGAUUUGCAAACUUGCACCCUGCAAUGAUGAACCUUGCCAAGGAGACAAGUCGAUCUUCUGCCAGAUGGAAGUGCUCGCCCGAUACUGCUCCAUCCCAGGCUACAAAAAGUUAUGCUGUGAAUCCUGUAGCCAACGUAGCGUCCACCUCCCGCUUCCUUUCUACAGCGAAGCAGCAGCAGGAACCGAAGAUGGCUUCAUCGCCAGCUCUGCGGUCCUCCCAAAGCCUUUGGUCACCCCGACUUCUUUAGUCCCUCCUCACUCCGAGCGACAAAGUGCUCCGGGCAGAAUGUCCUCGCCAGAAGACAAUACCCAGGUCCUUCUUCCUCCGAUCUACAGGAAGGUCCAAGCUGCUCAUCCAUCUCAUCGGAAACUUCGGAAUCCAGCCA
Messenger RNA from Protobothrops mucrosquamatus (brown spotted pit viper), 3361 nucleotides. RefSeq names its product ADAM metallopeptidase with thrombospondin type 1 motif 3 (gene ADAMTS3). The annotation marks the transcript as partial. Gene Ontology annotation, biological process: proteolysis; extracellular matrix organization. Gene Ontology annotation, molecular function: metalloendopeptidase activity. The record is from RefSeq and is a predicted model, not a curated record. Lineage: Eukaryota; Metazoa; Chordata; Lepidosauria; Squamata; Viperidae. The transcript is spliced from 21 exons. Gene Ontology annotation, cellular component: extracellular matrix.